AUGUAUGUUGAUGAUUGUCUCUCGUCAUUAUCAACUGACGUUGAGGCAAUAUCGAUAUCGUUGAUAAAGAACGUAACUUCUUUGUGUGAAAAGGGUGGAUUUCAUAUGACAAAAUGGAUCAGUAACAGCCCACUCGUAAUUAAAUCGAUACCAGAGGAGGAGCAUGCCAAAGAGGUCAAGCAGUGGAGUCUUGAGGAUGACCUCUCAGUUGAACGUGCAUUAGGUGUGCAAUGGUCUAUAGAGACUGACACUCUUGGAUUCAGAAUUAAGUGCAAAGAAAAGAUACUAGUUCAGUAUACGAUUCUUUAG
This is a messenger RNA of Mytilus trossulus (common blue mussel), 309 nucleotides long. RefSeq lists its product as uncharacterized. Bases 1 to 309 code for a protein of 102 amino acids. Lineage: Eukaryota; Metazoa; Mollusca; Bivalvia; Mytilida; Mytilidae. The transcript has a single exon. The record is from RefSeq and is a predicted model, not a curated record.